AUGUUCCCUCAGAGGUUGUUAUUCUCAUUGUUCCUUCUUGUCUCAAUGGCUCUUGCUCACUAUAUGCCACCAUAUUAUGGAGGAGAACAUCAUGCCGCUUAUGGAGAUCAUGAUCACGCCUGGGAUGAAUAUGAUGGAAAAAAGGGGCAUCACGCUGAUGGAUAUGAGGAUGGAGAGUAUGGAGGAAAUGCCGGAGAACGUGGUUACGAGGGAGCUCACUAUGGAGAUAAGGGUUAUGGACAUGGGGAUCACUACUAUGGAGAGGGUGGAGCACAUGGAGAAGGCGAUAAUAUGUAUGAUGCGGGACAUCGACAUGCUGAUGAUGAGGAUGGGUACAAGAAAUACUCGUUUUAUUCGUCGGGCAGUGGACCCAAUGGAUCGUACCAAAAGGGAUAUUAUGGAUCGGAGGGCUACGAGCAUGAGGACUCUGAAUCAGCUCACAAGAAAGCUGCCGAGGGAGGUGCUUACAAAAAAGGAUACGGACAAGAAGGACACGAAAAUGAUCACGGAAAAUCACAUUAUGAUAAAGACGGUAAAUCUCACCAUGGACACGACGAGAAGUACGCCUCAGACCACCACGGACACGAGCACAAUGGAUACGGCAGUGAACACCAUAAGAAGGGCUACGAAGCCGACAAGUAUGGUCAUGGAGACAAGUACGAUAAGCAC
Molecule: messenger RNA, 669 nt
Organism: Mesorhabditis belari
Lineage: Eukaryota; Metazoa; Nematoda; Chromadorea; Rhabditida; Rhabditidae
Source: the annotation of a GenBank genome assembly